Messenger RNA from Sugiyamaella lignohabitans, 972 nucleotides. RefSeq names its product Env9p (gene ENV9). The coding region runs from base 1 to 972 and encodes 323 amino acids. The record is from RefSeq and is a predicted model, not a curated record. The transcript has a single exon. NCBI's taxonomy places the organism in Eukaryota, Fungi, Ascomycota, Dipodascomycetes, Dipodascales, Trichomonascaceae.
AUGACUUUCAACCACGAAACUACUUCUGAACAAAUCGCUGAAGCCUUUGGCUCUCAAAUCAAAGGCAAAGUCGUGCUUGUAACUGGUGCUACAUGGGGUGGAAUUGGUGCUGAUAAUGCUCGUGUAAUCGCUGCUUCUGGUGCUAAGCUUGUCAUUAUUACUGGUCGUAGCCAAGCUAAGCUAGAUGAAACUAUUGAAAACAUUCAGAAGCAAACUCCUAAUGCCAUAGUCCGGGGUCUUAUUCUUGACCUUUCUUCCUUCAAAUCUGUCCGCAAGGCAGCUGAAGAAGUUAAUGCUUAUGCUGAGGAUAUAGAUGUUCUCAUCAACAAUGCUGGAGUUAUGGCUUGCCCCUAUAGUAAGACAGAGGACGGUUUUGAGAUGCAAUUUGGUACCAACCAUCUGGGACACUUUUUGUUUACCAACCUUAUUCUUAAAAAGCUAUUGGCCACUCCCCAUCCCAGAGUAGUCAAUGUUAGCAGCCUUGGACAUGGUCUUGCUCCUAUCAUUUUUGGUGAUAUUGGAUUUUCCGAUGGCGCUAAGUACGACAAGAACCACGCCUAUGGCCAAUCGAAGACUGCCAAUAUCCUCUUUACUAGAGAGCUUCACCGAAGAUAUAAUAAAGAGCAUGGCCUUGUUGCAUUCAGUAUUCACCCUGGUGCUAUUUUAGAUACCAAUCUAGCUCGUCAUAUGGACAUCAAUAAUGACUAUGCUAAUAUUGAAGUCCCUAAAGAUUAUUGGGGAACUGGCGACUUCGCCCAGAAUAUGUCUACACUGAAGAUGAAAAACGUCAGCCAAGGAGGUGCUACCACUUUGGCUGCUGCUUUUAAUCCUGAAAUAGCCUCUCAGUCCGGAGCCUACCUUGAUGAUUGUGAAAUUCAUGAGGAACACUGUAGAAAUCAUGCUAAACAAUCCAAUGAUGCCUUUAAGCUCUGGACCGUCAGCGAGGAAUUGGUUGGUCAAAAAUUUGAUUAG